UAACUGUGUCACGCCAAGUCUGCCCUUUGAACAGGUUGCAGCGGCAGUGAAGCAGCUUAUGGGUACAUCUAUUGCAACUACGUUGGAGUUGCCGUUGCUAUGGGCCGCACUUGAGACGCCAGAAAGUUACAAAUACGCGCUUAUCCCGAGUAAGGUAAGACAAACGAUAUUGUGUGCUUACCCAAACGCGGGUGGAACUAAAGCCGUUAACCCUGUUCAAUGCGAGGACUUUUACGUUACUGGCGACGGUGCCCAGCUCAACCUGGUCCACAUUAGCAACAGCGAGCCCAUCAAAGCAAACGAUGCUUCAGCUCAGAGAUCACGCGUAGGUCGCGCAGUUGGAGGGGAAUACAAUCGCCGCGAGCUUGCUGCUCUCCACUCGCGGAUCACUGCUAACCGCCGAUACAUGACGGAGAUGACGCAUGAAGUACAACGAUUACGCAACGAACAGUAGCG
Messenger RNA from Phytophthora nicotianae INRA-310, 456 nucleotides. RefSeq lists its product as hypothetical. The record is from RefSeq and is a predicted model, not a curated record. Lineage: Eukaryota; Oomycota; Peronosporomycetes; Peronosporales; Peronosporaceae. The transcript has a single exon. Bases 59 to 454 code for a protein of 131 amino acids.